Molecule: messenger RNA, 1350 nt
Organism: Cyclocybe aegerita
Lineage: Eukaryota; Fungi; Basidiomycota; Agaricomycetes; Agaricales; Hemipholiotaceae
Source: the annotation of a GenBank genome assembly
AUGCAUUUCUUAUCAGUCAGAUUUAUUGCAGCUCUUUUCGUCAUCGAAGCUGCCAUUGCUGUCCCUCUCGGUAUCGAGUAUGACAAGACGGAAAACUUGGAUGCGGAAGAGACCGCCAACAAGGGAAGGCUUGAUGCAGCAACGACGCUGGCCGACGCACAAGUAGCCAAAAUGCGAGAAGGCGUAGACAAGUAUAAAGCUGGUGAUGCGAAGGCCAAGGUACUCUUCGAGGCGGCUUAUGGCAAGAACGCCAACGUCGAUGAAGUCGACAGAACUGUGACCGCACUUCAAAACGGUAACCUCCAAGCACAGUUGGCAACGCAUACCAAGUUUAAGCAUGGCGAGAUUGCUGCAGUCGAAUGGAUAAAGCCUAAUGAUAAGUCACCAUGGCGGUUUAAACCUGCAAACACUCACGUGGAAUCAAUUGUUGCAGGAACAGGCGAUGAUGCAUUAAAUGACGUAGGGCGCGCGGGCACCGUUAUUCAUGAAGCUACACAUCAGUUAUCGAAGACCGGAGACAAAGUCAACAUGAGGAACAACAUCAUCAGACCGAGUGAUGGAAGAUCGGUGUGGAACGGAGAGACUGGAUACACCUCAAAUCACAAUAUGCACAAGACCGUCGCUGAAGUCAACGCAGACGAGGGCUUUACAGCUGUCAGAGAUAAGGCAAACAACAUGCACUACAAUGCAGAGUCACACGCAUUGUUCGCCAGCUUAUGCUCCCAACCUGGAGCUCUGCGUAGGCGUGAUGUGUCCCUCUACAAUCGAGCCUUGUCGGAAGGUGACCACAAGAAGCUCCACUAUCUCGCGCGACGCAAUUCCUGCAAACUUCCACCUGACUAUUUCGCCAAAAAGGCCGCUGCCGCAAAAGCCGCACCCAAGAGGGUGAACAAUUCGAAGGUGGCCGCGAAGGGAGGCCACAGGCCUUCAACGAAAGGCGGCAUGUCUCCAGCUCGGUCCUCCGUCAAAGCGCCUUCUGCCGCUAAGGGACUGGGCCCCAAGGCCGCGAAGAAGAGUGCCAACGGGAGACGCCUGGUCAAAUCGACGACUUCUGCCAAGAAGCAGGCAACGAGGGGUGCCGCCAGGACCACUGUCGGGAGUGCCAAGACAUCGACAGCAUACCGUUCGAAGGCAGCGCAGCGGCAGUCUAUCAAACGGACGGCGCGUGGUUCAAAAUCGUCUCAAGCUCACUCCUCCAGCAAAACAUCUCCGAGAAGAGGAUCGCCGAAGUUCGCAGCCUCACAGGGUGCGAAGCGUACUGUCCAUAAACAAGUCAGCAAGCGUCCUUCACGACCCGUCAAGCCAAAACCAGCAAAGGGUGCCGUCACUGCGAAGGCCAAGAAGCAUUAA